AUGCGUGAGAUCAGCCGCCUGUGUUCCCACUUUCUAGAGACCGCGAGUGACAGCUCGGCCGUUGGAGACGCGGAGGCAGCCAAGGUCGACAGUCUCUAUGACGAUAUUGUCCUGGAGAACAAACCCCAGGUAGAGCUUGAUUGUCAGAGGAUCAUGAAGGAUUCCAGUGUGCAAUGUUUGGCUGUCAAUGGGUACUCGUUUAACCCUGUACCACUUUGUCUCCGCUGUCAGCGUAUCUACUCAGGAUGGAAGCAUUGGAAAGACCACCGAGCACGAUCAAAGACGACAAAGGACGCACAGGAGAAGAUCGAGUACACCUCAGCGCAAAUGGAGUCCGCAGCAGUCACAAAAUCCCACGCGGACGUUUCCUACUGCACCGAGUCAGUCGCUGCCGCGAAACUUUACUCACUGCGCACUGAGAAGCUGGUUCUUCAGUGA
This is a messenger RNA of Fonsecaea nubica, 438 nucleotides long. RefSeq lists its product as hypothetical. The transcript has a single exon. The record is from RefSeq and is a predicted model, not a curated record. The coding region runs from base 1 to 438 and encodes 145 amino acids. NCBI's taxonomy places the organism in Eukaryota, Fungi, Ascomycota, Eurotiomycetes, Chaetothyriales, Herpotrichiellaceae.